ACCUAAUAGUUAUAACCAUUCAAAUGUAAGAUGAUAAAACUUAAAGAACAAUGAAAUUGAGUUAUUUUAAGCUCUUUUCACUUUGUUCAUAAUUCGUUAUCAUCAAAACAUAAAGAUCAACAAUGCUUAGGUUAAUGCACGCAUUGUCAACAAAUGACUGGCAGAUAACAAUUGAAGGAUGACAAAUGGUUUACCAAUUGAUGCAGAAUUUAAGCAACAUUUUGCAACCUAGAAGCUGGCAAAAUAUCUUGAUAAUUAUUUUUCAGCCUAAAUAUUAUAAAACAUUGGCGCGUCUAUCAUAGCCAUAGAAUUGGAAUUAGGGGAUCUAAUCUCCUCCAGCUGGGUGAAUUUCUUAUCUGAUCCACUUGCUGAUGACAUUACUUUCCAAAUAAAGCAAGCAAAGUCACAAAUACUAUUUCCUUAUUCUCCUUCCACCUAUUCCCAUUAGCAUUACUUCAAUAACCAUGUAUUCCACCUCCCUAAAAGAAAACGAAAUAUUCGCCAACUUGCCAGAAACCAAGACCACUCCCCCAGCUUAUAAGGAACUAGCUAGCUUAGCAUUAUCUUGUCCAUACCAUUCACUUGAACACUUGACUUUGCCUGAGGUAGCUCUCAACCCUCUAUCCCUAUUAAUCAAUAAUGGCCUCAUGGACUACAAGGCAAAACAAGAAGUUUGAGGAGGCGUUGGCUUUAUUUGACAAGGAAACUCCUGACCGCUGGCAUAACAUUGCCAGGUGUGUAGGUGGAAAAUCAGCAGAGGAAGUGAGGAGACAUUAUGAGUUGCUUUUGAAGGAUAUCAUGCAAAUUGAAAAUGGCCAAGUACCUUUGCCCAAUUACAAAGCCGUUGGAAGCAAUAGCAGAGGUUAUGCCAAUGAACAAAGGCUUCUGAAGAACUUGAAGCUACAGUGAGAACAAAUUUGCAGCCAAUACUCAAUAACAUCACAAGUUCUCCACUAAAUGUGAAAGCAUAAGUUGUGAAUUCAUGUAUUAGUUUAUGAAGAAAGCAAAUGCAUAAUAUAUAGAUAUAAUGUCUGCUUCGAUUCACUUCUAUCUUUAGUGUAUUUUGUUCCUAAAAUCAAACUAAAAAUAGACGAUUCAAAAUAAGAACAGUUUAAUUACAUGAAUAAAACAGGAGAAGGU
Nicotiana tabacum (common tobacco) is the source of this 1140-nucleotide messenger RNA. Its product is annotated as protein RADIALIS-like 3. The record is from RefSeq and is a predicted model, not a curated record. Gene Ontology annotation, molecular function: DNA-binding transcription factor activity. Lineage: Eukaryota; Viridiplantae; Streptophyta; Magnoliopsida; Solanales; Solanaceae.